GAGGCGCGACCAUUAGCGCAGACGGCCCAGGCUUGUUUGUAUGAGAAAAUAGCAUGACUCUCUCAAGGUUUGCAUCGUAGUUAAACGUAUUAAAACCGGUCAUUGUUUAGUUCAGUAACUCUGACGUGAAAUGAAGAGACUAGUUGUUGGAAUUGGUGGAAUAACAAAUGGAGGGAAAUCUACUCUUUCUCAAAGUCUUCAUCAGCUGAUACCCAACAGCUUCAUCAUUGCCCAGGACUCAUAUUUUAAGGAUGAUUUUAUUUUACCGGUAGACAGCAAAGGCUUCAAGCAGUACGAUACUCUGGAUGCUCUUCACAUGGACAAGAUGAUGAUGGAUGUUGACUCGUGGCGGGCAGAUCCAAACUUGUUCCUGAGGCAACGUGGCCGCAACAUCACGCCUUCGUCCAACAAUUCAGAAAUAUUUGUUCUGAUUGUGGAAGGUUUUCUUAUUUUCAACUACAGGCCUYUAAACCAGCUGUUUGACAAAAGGUACCUUUUGGAAAUACCUUAUGAAGUGUGUAAGAGGAGACGAAGUUCCAGGAUUUACAAUCCUCCUGACCCUCCAGGGUAUUUUGAUGGAUACGUUUGGCCGAUGUACCUGAAGAACCGUCAGGAGAUGGAGAGGAUCGCGUCAGAAAUUGUCUUCCUGGAUGGUCGGAGGCCAAAAGAGGAGCUGCUCGCUGAUGUGUAUGAAGAUGUUUGUCAGGAAAUAGACCGACUCCGGGUAGGGGUUACUACUUGAUGACGUGUCUGAGAAAAACUGAAAUGAUCUAGCUUUUGUUUUAACGUUUGUGGAGAUUGCUGCCGCUCUUGAUGAUAGAAAACUAUUGUUUUGGACCAACCUCUGACAGAAAGACCAAAUAAUGUUCAGUGUUUGCACUGGGGCAGGUUCCUGUGGGCUUUUGAGGUGCGGUCUCUGUCGCCCAGCAUCUUCUGAUCCUUCCUGUUGAUGACGGAUCAGUUUAGUUUUGCUUUUUUGAGCUGUUUGUUUUAUUA
Molecule: messenger RNA, 996 nt
Organism: Austrofundulus limnaeus
Lineage: Eukaryota; Metazoa; Chordata; Actinopteri; Cyprinodontiformes; Rivulidae
Gene: nmrk1
Product: nicotinamide riboside kinase 1
Exons: 8
Coding region: 131-742 (203 amino acids)
Source: RefSeq, a predicted model, not a curated record